UUGUUCCAGCAUAGUGUUGCAAGUGGUUAUAAACGUUCAGCGCAUGCGCAAUGUCAAAAACGUGUUCCAGCAGAGCAAAUUUAAAACACCCAACAAAAUGUUUUCUGUUCCAUCAGUGCUGCAACAUGUUAUCGACUUGUUGGAAACAAUAAUUUUCUGUUGCGAGUUAUACGUUCUGUCAAAUGUUUCGCGCAUGCGUACAAUGCAAAAUAUUAAUUAUUGUGAUAAUAAUUAAUAUUAUCUUGUUUUGACAGUUAGCUAGUUAGCUUAAACUACUUUUUUAUAUUUUUAUUUUAUUUAUUGAUUGACAUUUUGAGAUGGAUUUGGAAUUUUUCGACUCCUCGUCCUCUUCAUUAUCGUCCGACGAUGAAUUUGUAUUUGAUAGCGACGACGAAGUUUAUUUGGAAGACAGAACAAGACCGAAAAAUCAGAAUUAUUUUGAGACUAUAGCAAGAUACAAUGACUUAGAGUUUUUGGAACAUUUCCGUGUUAGACGCCACAUUGCAAACAAUUUGACCAUACACUUUGAGGCCAGUCCGGAAUUUAAUGACACAACUGGAGGACAUGGAAAAAUACCUGCCUACAACCAAAUUUUAAUUUUUCUUUGGUUUGCUGGACAUCAGACUGCCUCUUUCCGUGAUGUUGCUGACAGGUUUAAUAUAACAAUAAGCAGCCUGUUCAGAGUUGUGAGACGUCUGACACAUGUUAUAAGCCGUAUGGCUAGUACCAUAAUAACUUGGCCAAAUGAGGAAGAAAAACAGGAAACAAGGAACUUUUUCCAAAUGAAAGGAUUCUCUAAUGUCAUUGGGGCUAUUGAUGGAAGUCAUAUACGUAUUGACAAGCCUUCCUCAGACCCAGAUUCCUAUUAUAAUAGAAAAAAAUAUUUUUCUAUUCACAUGCAAGCUGUUUGUGAUCAUAGAAAUAAGAUAAGAAGCAUAUUUAUCGGGUUUCCUGGGUCAGUCCAUGAUGCCAGAGUUUUUAGGAGGUCACCAUUAGCUACUAACUUGGGAAUUCUAUGUCAGGAGAAUGUGAUUCUUGGAGAUAGUGCUUAUCCUUGCUUACGCAAUCUUAUUACACCAUUCAAGGAUAAUGGUAGAUUGAGCCGUCAACAAAUUAACUUCAACAAAACACUAUCAUCAUGUCGGUACGUUAUAGAACAUUGUUUUGGUUUGCUCAAGCAGAAGUUUAGGCAACUUUACCACUGCAAGCUACGAAAAAUUGAGCAUAUAGUACAUUUCAUCAGAGCUUGUUGUGUAUUGCAUAACUUGGCAAUUGACGAUGAAUUUCAAAUAAUAAUUGAAAAUGAGGAUGUAAUUAAUGAUGGCGAUGACAUUCAACUGGAUGAUGACAAUGCUGAAGGAGAUGUCCCUGAAGGAGCAACCUACAGAAACUAUUUAAUGCAAAGAAUGUUUCCAUAGCUUAAAUAAAACAACAGUUUAAUUUGUAUG
Molecule: messenger RNA, 1448 nt
Organism: Melanaphis sacchari
Lineage: Eukaryota; Metazoa; Arthropoda; Insecta; Hemiptera; Aphididae
Product: putative nuclease HARBI1
Exons: 4
Coding region: 318-1418 (366 amino acids)
Source: RefSeq, a predicted model, not a curated record